Molecule: messenger RNA, 333 nt
Organism: Capronia epimyces CBS 606.96
Lineage: Eukaryota; Fungi; Ascomycota; Eurotiomycetes; Chaetothyriales; Herpotrichiellaceae
Exons: 1
Coding region: 1-333 (110 amino acids)
Cellular component (GO): mitochondrial large ribosomal subunit
Molecular function (GO): structural constituent of ribosome
Source: RefSeq, a predicted model, not a curated record
AUGAUAACAACAUAUGUCACAUCGCUGAAAGUCGCUUUCAACCCUUUUUUAGCAACAUCAAAGGUGCCCAGAUUGUUCCUGACUCUUCUCCCGCCGGAAGCACACAAGACCAUCAAGAUCACCACUGCACAAUUCCCGCGUACGUCAACGGCGUCAGCGCUCUUGGAAUUAGGAUUCAAGGAUGGAAAGACAAUGAAGUACACCUGGGAAAUUGAGUCUUCAUCCGCAGAGGACAAGACUACAAAGACGAAAAAAGUGGGCUUGAACGAUAUCGUAGAGGAGGUGAAUAGGCACGCAAGAGGAUUGGCUAGGAAGGAGGAGCUGACCGGUUGA